This is a messenger RNA of Dama dama (fallow deer), 3328 nucleotides long. RefSeq names its product APC down-regulated 1 (gene APCDD1). The transcript has 5 exons. Gene Ontology annotation, cellular component: plasma membrane. Gene Ontology annotation, molecular function: Wnt-protein binding. The record is from RefSeq and is a predicted model, not a curated record. NCBI's taxonomy places the organism in Eukaryota, Metazoa, Chordata, Mammalia, Artiodactyla, Cervidae. Gene Ontology annotation, biological process: negative regulation of Wnt signaling pathway. Bases 100 to 1647 code for a protein of 515 amino acids.
CGGGCCGCGCCGCCCGGGCUGCGGGCGGGUCCCGGGUAGCUGGGUCCCCGGACGGCGAGCGGUGCGGCGCGCGCGGGCGGUCCCGGAGGAGGCCCGGAGAUGUCCUGUGUGCGCCGCCUCCUGCUCACAUCCCUGUUCCCGGCCCUCCUGCUUCACGGGCUGGGAGAGGGCUCUGCUCUCCUUCAUCCGGACAGCAGGACCCAUCCCAGGUCCUUAGAGAAAAGCGCCUGGCGGGCCUUCAAGGAAUCCCAGUGUCAUCACAUGCUCAAACACCUCCACAAUGGAGCCAGGAUCACCGUGCAGAUGCCACCAGCCAUCGAGGGCCACUGGGUGUCCACCGGCUGUGAGGUGCGGUCAGGCCCCGAGUUUAUCACCAGGUCCUACCGAUUCUACCACAACAACACAUUCAAGGCCUACCAGUUCUACUACGGCGGCAACCGCUGCACCAGCCCCACCUACACGUUGGUGGUCCGCGGCAAGAUCCGCCUGCGCCAGGCCUCCUGGAUCAUCCGCGGCGGCACCGAGGCUGACUACCAGCUGCACCGCGUGCAGGUCGUGUGCCACUCGGAAGCUGUGGCCGAGCAGCUGGGGCAGCUGGUCAACCACACGUGCCCCGGCUUUGUGCCUGCCGGGGGCGCCUGGGUGCAGGACGUGCCCUACGACCUGUGGCGGGAGGAGGGCGGGCGCGAGUGCACCCGGGCCGUGAACUUCGCCAUGCAUGAGCUGCAGCUGGUGCGCGUGGAGAAGCAGCACCUGCCACACAGCCUGGACCGCCUGGUGGAGGAGCUCUUCCUCGGGGACGUGCACACUGACACCGCCCAGAGGAUGUUCUACCGGCCGUCCAGUUAUCAGCCGCCGCUGCAGAACGCCAAGAACCACGACCACGCCUGCGUCGCCUGCCGCAUCAUCCACCGCUCGGACGAGCACCGGCCGCCCCUGCUGCCCCCCAAGGCGGACCUGACGGUGGGGCUGCACGGCGAGUGGGUGAGCCAGCGCUGCGAGGUGCGGCCCGAGGUCCUCUUCCUGACGCGCCACUUCAUCUUCCACGACAACAACCAUAGCUGGGAGGGACAUUACUACCACUACUCGGACCCCGUGUGCAAGCACCCCACCUUCACCCUCUACGCCAGGGGCCGCUACAGCCGCGGCGUGCACUCCGCCAGGGUCCUGGGCGGCACGGAGUUCGUGUUCAAAGUGAACCACAUGAAGGUCACCCCCAUGGACGCGGCCACAGCCUCGCUCCUCAACGUCUUCAGCGGGAACGAGUGCGGGGCCGAGGGCUCCUGGCAGGUGGGCGUCCAGCAGGAUGUGACCCACACCAAUGGCUGCGUGGCCCUGGGCAUCAGGCUGCCUCACACGGAGUACGAGAUCUUCAAGAUGGAGCGGGACACCCGCGGCCGCUACCUGCUGUUCAACGGCCAGAGACCCAGUGACGGUUCCAGCCCGGACCGGCCCGAGAAGAGAGCCACGUCUUACCAGAUGCCCCUGGUGCAGUGCGCCUCGUCGGCGCCCAGGCCUGAGGACUUCUCUGAGGACCCCGGGGGGCAUGGGCACCGCAGCUGGGCCCCCGGGAGCAGCCCAGGUCCCCUGCUGCUGGCCGGGCUCACCGGCCUCUGGACUCUGUCACCCUGGCUCGGCCUCGGCUAGAAGUGCCAAGGGUGUGAUUUUUUUUUUUUUUUUCCACACCAGGAUGCCUUACAAUUUACAGACUUUAUGAAAAGAAGAGACACUUCUUCCUCAGAUGCACUUGAGCGGCUGAGAAUGGUGCUCCUUCCCGCCUGCCACCCCCACCCUCCAACCCGCCCAGCCUGAGUCAUGAGCUGUUUGAAGAUUCAGCUUUGAACUCCGUCCAGUUGGGUCCCGGGCCUGGGCGUCCUCACCAUAUAAUUGCACUUUAAGACCGCAGAGGGUUUCAGGCAAGCGUGUUGGCAGAGGCAGCGGGGCAGGAGCUCCACCGUCUUCUUCCUUUCCAUCGUUGUGCGCUUCGGGGUGGAGCUCCGGCUUCAGCUUUUCCUGCUGCUUCUCUGCGGCUGCUUCCUGCUCCUGUGAACCUGCUUUGCUCUCUGAGUUCCCAGCCGGGGAUGCCGAGCAGAGUUGGUUGGGACUGUGAUCCAGACAAUUUUUUUUUACAUAAGGAAGAGACAGGGGAGCAGGAAAAGACAUGAGUGUAAGGGAACAACUGUGCCAGCCUUUCCGCAGAAAGAGGACAAAGCCACACUUUCAGAUGUUGAAAAGUAUCCGUAAUUAAAGUUUCAGAGUCACUUAAACAAUGGUCAUUUUAGCUUGUUGGGAAAGGAGGUGCCGGUCUGUGCUGGUCCCCAGUUGGCUACCGGACGCUCAUCACUCUUACCGCCCAGGCACGGGGUCUGGCCUCCUCUCUGGAGGACCCUGUCCUGGCUCACGUGGCGCCUGGAGCUUUACUCUGUCACCUCUGCCACUUCAAAGACUAAGACUCAGAGACCACGUGUGGGCACCACGGCCCUGGCUGUCCAGAGGAGGCAGUGGGGGCAUCCUAGCCGGGUCCCCAGAGACCAUUCACCCUGCUCAGGGUUCAGGCCGGGCUGACCCGGCUCUGCCACUGCAGAGAGUCUCAGGGCACCGUCGACAGAGUCUGUGAGGGUGCACGAGUCGCUGUGGCUUAUUAGGAAAUGUGCCUUCUGAACACCGAAGAUGGUGGCCAGGAGAGACCCAUGGAGGGAAGCGUGAGUCACCGAGAGAAAGCCCGGGCAUAACUAGAAGAUGGUGUGCAAACCAUGAUUGAGGUCAAGAGUCCCACCUGUACUUAAGAGCUGCCUUUAUGAGACGCUGUGGUGAUAAGUUAUAAGGGGGCAUGGGGGACCACAGUGCUGUGUCUUUAGAUGAUAUUUUACAUUGUGGUUGAGGGGGGUUAUUCCAGUGAAAGUACUAACUUAAUGUCUGCCCAGUUUAAUAAACAGAGAUAUCAGAGAUACUCCCACAAUAUACAUUUUACCUGUGGAUCUAUUUAAUUAACACUAAUGCUAUCUUUAAAGGAUAUAAUAAAAUUGUGUAAAAAAAAAAAAAACCAAACAUGUUCACUACAGAAUACCUCUGUGAUUUACUGUAAAAAUGUUGGAUUUAUAGUCACUCAUCUGGAUUCAGCUGUUCACACUGUUUAAAAGUACACUCCAUGUGUAUACACAUAUACACACCCAUAUGCACAUAUACCCCAAUACACAGGCUUUAAUGUGUAUAUAGUGUGUGAUAUGUGUGUGUCUUAGGGACGAGAUGACAUUCAUGUGGUCUUGUCACUUUCUGAUCUACUAUAAAUCAAGACAGAGAAUGACCAGUAUAAUUUAUUCACAAAUUA